AUGGUGGCGGAGGUGGUCUGGUCUCAAUGGCUUGUUGUCGGCGACGAAUGGGCUGUCGGCCUCGAGAGCUCGAGGUUGGCCUCGCGGAGUGAAGCGGGAUGGCGGGAUGAGCCGACGGGAGGGUCCGAGUGGUCAGAGCUGAGCUUCGCGCGUUUCGUGAUUUGUGAGCAACGAACCACAACCAUGACCUCCCUCUUCGGCAACACAGCCGGAGGUUCUCUGUUCGGCAACAACAACAACAACAACAACAACAACAACAACAACAACAACACCACCGCCCAGUCCAAUCCAGCGCCAGCAGGUCAAUCACUCUUCAACCCUGCGCCUACCCAGCAGCAACAACCACCGAACAGUGGCGGCUCUCUCUUCGGCAAUAGUCUAUUCGGCGACACCCAACAACAACAACAACAACAACAACAACAACAGCAGCAGCAGCAGCAAGCAGCAGGCACAUCCAGUCUCUUCGGCAACCAAAACCAGCACAACACCGGUGCCGCCACCUCCUCCCUCUUCUCCAACCCCAGCCAACCCCAACAACAACAACAACAACACACCCAGCAAUUCCAACCGCAAAACCUCACCCUCCCCCAACAACAAGAUCUCGCCCGCAGUCGCCUAGCCCAAGCCGGCUUGAACCCCGUCCGAAGCGACGAAAAACCCAUCCCCGACCGCGCUGCCACCCUCCUCCGAAAAUGGGAUCCCCAAUCCCAAUCCACCCUCCUGCAAUCCUACCUCUACAACGCCGUCCCCGCCGUCUACGCACCCUUCUACAACGCGCCCACCACAGACGACGAAGCCAAAUGGGAAGAAGCGCUACAAACCGCCCCCAAACUCGACUUGGAAGCAGGGAGUGAGAGUCUCAAAAAUAUCCCCGUGCUGGUGCGAGGGUUCUGGGAUUUGGGGAAGAGGGUGGAAUAUCAAGCCCACACCCUCACGGCUAUGCAGACUCGUUUGCAUGAGAUGCAUGCUUCGCUUUCGGCGGUCAUGACGGCGCAUCAACAGCGUAUCACGGCGCAGAUUGAGAGUGCGAAACGGGCGCAUGUUGCUUUAGGCCAGAGGACACUGGCGUUGAGCGUUAAGCUGCAGGUUUUGAGAGGCAGGGGUUUCGCGCUGGAUCAGGCGGAGGAGGCUCUGAGGAAACAGCUUUUGCUACUAGAGCAAGGUGUGCGUGAUCCGGGGUUUGGCGGGAGGGAGGAGGAGGUGUGGGCUCGGUUGUGUGGACUACGUGAGCGGGUGAGGUGGUUGGUUGAGGAGGGGAGGAGGUUGGAGGGUGGGGCUGCUGUUGGGGUUGGAGGUGCUGGGUCUGGUAGCGGUGGCGGUGAGGAAGGAGAUGCUGGAAGGGUGGUGCCGAGACAUGUCCUGGAGAAGACGGGGAGGAUUUUGGCGGAUUAUGAGACGCAGCUGGGGCAUUUGGGCCGGGAGCUGGAAAGGGUGAAUAAGGAGUAUGUUGAGUGGGAGGCUGAUAAGGGCUCGAGAGCGGGUGGACGGUGA
Messenger RNA from Recurvomyces mirabilis, 1491 nucleotides. RefSeq names its product Nucleoporin nup57 (gene NUP57). The transcript has 2 exons. The record is from RefSeq and is a predicted model, not a curated record. Gene Ontology annotation, cellular component: nuclear pore; nuclear pore central transport channel. Gene Ontology annotation, molecular function: structural constituent of nuclear pore. Gene Ontology annotation, biological process: NLS-bearing protein import into nucleus; nuclear pore organization; protein localization to nuclear inner membrane. NCBI's taxonomy places the organism in Eukaryota, Fungi, Ascomycota, Dothideomycetes, Mycosphaerellales, Teratosphaeriaceae. The coding region runs from base 1 to 1491 and encodes 496 amino acids.